Closterium sp. Naga37s-1 is the source of this 1653-nucleotide messenger RNA. NCBI's taxonomy places the organism in Eukaryota, Viridiplantae, Streptophyta, Zygnematophyceae, Desmidiales, Closteriaceae. The record is from the annotation of a GenBank genome assembly.
AUGGCUGUGCGCGGCACAAUAUACUCUCCACGGAUCUGCGGCGGGAUCGUCAGCCUCGCGAUUGCCAUACUCGUUAUACACUCACAGCUUUCCUUCAUCGCCGUCGGAUCAAAUCUCCCCCCCGGCGGCUGCGACACGUGCCGCCAGCUGCGCGGGCUGGAAGACGCGGGGGUGAACGCGCGCAGCCUGCACCGGCACGCGGCGCUCGUCGGCAACUUCAAGGGGCUCUUCCUCAGCCAGCGCGGCAAAUUCAAGAACCACGCCAGAGGAUCCGGCCCCGUCAAUCUCGAGGUUUUCCAGGAAGUUGGUAACCACGUGGCUGUCGUCGACGGCGAAGCUGGCGAUACCCUUGAAAAGUGCUGCGAUGCAUGCAAGCGAACAGCCGGCUGCUACCAAUACCACUUCUUCCGCAGCAACCGGCUACGCGACAAUGUAAACGUCCGCGGCUUCAUGAGCGGCGUGCAGUGCUACCUGCUCGCGAAAGACGGCGGCGCGGGUCACUCUGGCGAGUACCGGACGCCCCUUAGCGGGGAUGUCAAGGAGCAGCGCUCCAUGUCGCCGUACUUCCCACUCAGCUGGCUCGGCGGGCUGUGUGAAGGAAGCCGCGCCACAGCAACGCCUGGCGUGUCCGCUGCCGCUGGUAACGAUUCUGCAGGCGCACUGCCGCUUGCCACAUCAUCAGCACGGCGUCUUGGAAAACCAUCACGGGCGGCGUCUGCUGUGCUUCGGCGGAGGGCGGAGCGACCGCCACCGCUGUCCACGCAAGGCCUGCUCAACGCGUCUUUCUGCCUCGUUUCCGACCGUAGAUUGCACAUCAACAUCAAGCUCCGCGAAUCUCCACCGCAGGCUGCAGCUGGGGACCUGGCGGAGGCGUCUGGUGACGUGGCGUAUGCGGCAUCCCCGACAUCCAACCCUGCUUUCGCCCAGAUGUCAACAGCAGCUGCUGCUGAUGCUGCUGCUGCUGCCAGGAAGGAAGCUGAAAAGAGAGCAGCUGCGGCUGUUGUGAGGGCAGCUCUUGCAAGCACUAGCGAUGCAGUGAGUGGUGUAGUGGAAGGAAGAGAGGGCGAGAGGGAGGGAGCACAGGCAGCUAUCAGGGAGAUUGGGUUUGUGUGGGUGGCUGAUGGGCUGCAUUCCCUUCGCAUGGCCGUAACACCCAAGGUAACCGCUGAGAACAGCAGGAAUAUCGCAGAUACUGCCGAUAGUUUGUUGUCCCUUCUGGAGCUGGAUGGUGUGCCACUGUCGCCCCCAAAAGCCGUGGCCGAUCGAGUGACUGGAGCAGGGGGGCUGGUACUUAGCAAAGUGGCAGAGGAGAGCGAGUGGCCUGUGAACAUGGUGAAGUAUAGAGUGGAGAUUGAGGGGUUGAUGGUGGUGGAGGUACGGGCGAGCAUCGUCCGGGGUGAAGGGGAUGCGGGUGAAGGGCACCUGUCUGUGAAGCUGGUGAAGGUGAAGGUUUCUCCCACGGUCAAUGGACUUCUGGGUAGCGCAAUCCGUGCAUCUUCUAAGCUGGAACUGACUGUGACACCGUUUUACACAUCCUUGAACAUCGAAGAUCGGAACGCAGAGGCUAGGCUUAGUGGCCCUCUUGCCGACUAUGUCUCAACGACAGUGAUUUCAGCAGACUGCAGAUUCUCGACAUUUGGAGUGGUUGCUUGA